GGGAAUGUUCAAAAACUCUUUCUCUUGACUGCAAAAAUGUUAGACCAUAAUUUAAUUUAGUUAAAAUUAAAAGAGAAAAGAAAAACGAAAAAAAAACAAAUUUCUCUAAAGAAUCACAAUCUCAUCACCUUCUUCUUCCUCCUCUGUUUUCUCUCUCUAAAUCCAUGGAUCCUUCUCUGCCUCCUCCGUUCACUGCUUUUCCUCCCUUCACCAACUCCAACCCUUUCCCCCCUCCCCAACACCCCUUCUACGGCGGCGCCGUUAACUCCUCGGCCGUCGCGCGGCCUAACAACAACCAGUUCUUUCAACCAUCGCCACCAGUUCCUUCUCAUCCAUCCGUUAACCACCCUCAUUACUCAGAAGUUUCGGACGCCCUUUCUCACGAAGAAAAUUCUUCCCUACCAAGGGGUGGUCGUCUGGGCUGUCAACCGUUUACAUGUAGUAACGGAAACGAGUCAAACUCUAAUUAACGGGAAACGAGUCAAACCCUAAUUCUAUCAUCGUUUACCAUUGCAACGCUGGCGUGGGG
This is a messenger RNA of Brassica oleracea var. oleracea, 529 nucleotides long. Its product is annotated as leucine-rich repeat extensin-like protein 5. The coding region runs from base 165 to 470 and encodes 101 amino acids. The transcript is spliced from 3 exons. The record is from RefSeq and is a predicted model, not a curated record. Lineage: Eukaryota; Viridiplantae; Streptophyta; Magnoliopsida; Brassicales; Brassicaceae.